AUGCAGGUCCUUUCCUCUGCUGUCGGUUUGACAUCUCGCUUGUGCAAGUCACAUGUCAACAGGGCUGCUCUCCCAUUGGACGGCUCCACGAGCCACGCCCAGCAGCACUACGGGUACAGACAUCCAGGAAUCCCCAGGGAGAGGAGUUUUGGCUGUAAGGUUUGUGGGAAGGUGUUCAAGAGAUCGUCGACUCUGUCCACACACCUGCUCAUACACUCGGACACGCGGCCGUACCCCUGUCCCUUCUGCGGGAAGAGAUUCCACCAGAAAUCUGACAUGAAGAAACACACCUUCAUACACACUGGUGAGAAGCCUCAUGUGUGUGUGGUGUGCGGUAAAGCGUUCAGUCAGAGCUCUAAUCUGAUCACACACUGCAGAAAACACAGCAGCUUCCAGCCGUUCAGCUGCCCGCACUGCUCACUCAGCUUCCAGAGGAGAAUGGACCUACAGCGCCACCUACAGACUCACUCAGAGGACCACAGCGGACUGUAUCACGGGAGCUGAGCAGCACACACACACAUGUUGUUGCAUUGUAUGAAAUGAGUCUGAAUAAUUCGUUCACAUCACAUACAUAGCUUUAAGACCUUAUGAUGGGCUCUUCACGUGUCACAUGUGGUGUAUUCGUGGUUGUGAUAUCAUAAUCAUGGGGAUUCAUCACUGAUUUCAAAUGAAAUGUUAUGGGGAUUUUUAUACUGUACUGCAUAUUCUGUCCUCUUACACUAAAUUUACCCCUAAACAUACCCAUCACACACAACUUUCUGCAUUUUUUUCAAAAAAACAAAAACAAAAACAAAAAAACAUCACUUAAUAUGAUUUAUUAUGGGGACCAACAAAGUUCUGCCAUGGAUUUUAUGUACUUUAUGGGGACAUUUUGUCAUUUAGACGGUGAAAUGACGGAUUGCUUGCUGGGGAACCAAAUUACAGGAUAUUUUCAGGAAGUUUUCACCAUUUUGAAUAAUUUUUUUUUCUUUUUGCUUGCUUCAUUUUAAAUGGUGUAGUGUUAUAAAUGAAUUUUAAAUGAACAAAUAUUCCACAUAGCUCACAAAAACGGCAUUGUAAUUACACUAUACAAUUGAAUUGCUGAGACCUGCUACAUAAAAAAAUCCAUUGCUAGCUCAAUGUGAAGAUUUUUUUUUUAGCUAAAGUUCAGACUAAUGUUGCUGUACCCAACAAAUUUUGUUCUUCUCUCGAACUGCACACUUUGUUUGAAUGUGAAAUGUGUCUGAAUACUUCACAUCACAUAGCUUUAAGGCCUAAUAAUUGGCUCUUCAUGUGUCAUGUUGUGUUCAUGGUUGUGACGUCAUAAUCACGAGGAAACUCUGAUUUCAAAUGAUUAAGAAUCAUCCCGAUAUCCAUGAUAUGACUUUUAAUAACAAAUACAGUCAGAACAUCAACAGUAAAAGUUCAGCUUUGUGACAGUA
This is a messenger RNA of Pimephales promelas (fathead minnow), 1421 nucleotides long. NCBI's taxonomy places the organism in Eukaryota, Metazoa, Chordata, Actinopteri, Cypriniformes, Leuciscidae. The record is from RefSeq and is a predicted model, not a curated record.